Molecule: messenger RNA, 1513 nt
Organism: Pungitius pungitius (ninespine stickleback)
Lineage: Eukaryota; Metazoa; Chordata; Actinopteri; Perciformes; Gasterosteidae
Gene: tmem117
Product: transmembrane protein 117
Exons: 2
Coding region: 496-1038 (180 amino acids)
Biological process (GO): intrinsic apoptotic signaling pathway in response to endoplasmic reticulum stress
Source: RefSeq, a predicted model, not a curated record
GCUCCGACUUGACGCGCGCGAACAAUGUCUGUGGGCUACAUCGCGGCGCACAGAUGCUACGCUCGCCGUGUGGACCCUGCCGUCUCCAUCCGCUCCACAGCAGCAGCAGCAGCAGCAGCGGCAGCGUCCUCUUAACUGCCCGGGAAACUGCACCGUUCGGCGAGGACCCCCGCCGAGGAAGCGCCGCCCGGCUGAGCUCCCUCCCUCCCUCCUCCCCCCCCACGGCGCGUGGACGCGGUCCCAGCGGCGCGAUGGCAGAUGAUUUGGGGCUACCUGUGUGGUACACCAACAACAGGUCGCGUGGAUAAUCCCCUCCACGACCCCUAACCCGCGUCAUGUCAUCGUUUUGGGAGGACCACGGCGUCGCCGUGUCGGCUUGAUGUGACCGGAGAGAACCGAGCGGUACCGGUGGGCUGCUCGACCCUCGCGCUGGCGACCGAGGAACCCCCCAAACUGGCGUGGAGCAGGUGCAGUGUGGCCGAGGGGCUCAGCAGGAUGGAAAUAGAUGCCCGGUUUCGCUACUAUUUCCAGCACCCGUGGUCGCGCCUCAUCGUGGCCUACCUCGUCACCUUCUUCAACUUCCUCAUCUUCGCCGAGGACCCCAUCUCUCACAGCCAGACGGAGGCCCACAUGAUCGUGGUGGGCAACUGCUUCUCCUUCCUGUUCAACAAGUACCCGGGCCUCGGAUGGAACGUCCUGAAAGUGGUAUGCUGGAUACUCGCCAUAAUCACCGGCAUGUUAGCCGGGAAGUUCAUAUUCCACCGGCAGCUCUUUGGUAAGUCAUGCGCACAUCAAUGCAGGGGGAAUGUGCACAGUAAGGGCUCCGCUCAUAGCGGAGGGGGGGAGUCCUUCGGCCUUUGUUGUGGCUGCUCACCGGUGAAAAGCACUUUUCCACUCGUGUUUCAUUGUUUCCCGGGGCCAAAAGACAAUGCAGUUUCAGAGAAAUAUCUCUUAGGCUUUUGCGUCUUCUGUCUCACCGGCACAGCGGAGUCAAACAAUACGUGCAAGUCCUUAAAAGAAGUGUCGCAUGUUACAUGAUAGGUUCAUUUAUCUCCUUAAAUGUCAGAAAUAGUGAAGUAUCUCAUUUUCUUAAGCCCAAGCUGUCAUUUACUUGUUAAUUUGAUUAUUUACUAAUGUUCUAUCCUAUUAGAGUCAGACACUGGUUAAAAAAAUAUCCUCAAAUGAUCGGAAAUUACUCAACUAAUUAAUCCACUAAUUGGUUCAGCUCCAGGUUCUGAUGGAUAAGUGAGGCAACAGCAUGGAUAAAUAUUUAUUGUACUAACCCCCAUAGUGUACAUGGGAGAUUUAUGUCAUCUCCUGCUGUAGGAUAGAUUAUUUUUUUUCUCUAAUUACUCAUAUUUUAAUCUGUAUAAAGAUUUUAGUCUAUGUAUCAUUUUUUAUUUGUUUUAAGGACUGUUCUUCCUGUUUCUGUUGGGUCAUUGGUUCUUUUCUCAUUCUUCUCAUUUGUACCUUUCGGGCCUUUGACCUGUUUAAACAUGCACAGAUCUAACAC